Molecule: messenger RNA, 609 nt
Organism: Saccharomycopsis crataegensis
Lineage: Eukaryota; Fungi; Ascomycota; Saccharomycetes; Ascoideales; Saccharomycopsidaceae
Exons: 1
Coding region: 1-609 (202 amino acids)
Source: RefSeq, a predicted model, not a curated record
AUGCCAAAGAAACCCAUAUAUUCAUCAGAACAGAAAACUGAAUUUGCUACAUGGUCAGCAAAUGCUGAAAAAGAUGUUUACCUUCAUGAUACUAGUCUUGAUGAGUCCAACAUAUUUUCCUAUCCAGAAGACCCUGGAAAUGAUGAUAAUUUUAAGGAUCCAUUUGAAUUGAGUAACCCACUGGGCGAAGGCUCAUGGAUAAAUUUCGAAGAGCAUUCUGGCUCAAUAUUAAAAGAUGAAAAUGGAUCAGUCAUUGAAAGCAAUUAUAAACUGUCAAGUCUUGAAGGCGACAAAGUUCUUGCAAGUUCAUUAACCACCAUCCUUGCCAUGAAGGAGGAAUCUACAUUAGAACAAUCGGGAUCAUCUAUUGAACCUUCAAUUGCUCCCAUGGUUCCUUCAAAGUUAUCUUGUGUCGUUGCUGCCACCACUACCUCGUCAGGAUCCAUCCACGAGGAUGCUAAUGAAUCGAAACACGAACUAAAAAUCACAGUUUCUCCACAAUUACUUCUCUUGUUGGUGGGUUGCUCCUUCUCAUUGGGAUACCUCAUAGGGUUACAAGGUUAUAAAUUCCUCAAGGAUCAAAGGAUUAGGUAUAAAGCUUUCCAAUAA